UGCAUUUAUUCUGAAACUCCAAAAACAGGAAGGAGUUUUGCUUCCAGUCCACGGAUGCAGGGGUCCGUGCAGAUUUUUUUUCACCGUUGACCGGGCUGUUUAUGUCUCUACUGCACUGAGAUUGCCAAUGAGCUCCACUCGUCUCUCUCCCCGUCCGUCCGUGCGUGAAAACGCGAUGGUGGCAUCGGCGGUAAACGUGUGAGGAGAACGCUCCCGUGGUCCUCUUGCUGCACCGCACACUUCCUCAUGGAGCCCGGCAAUGACGACGCACUCGAUAUCAUCAUCACCAACGUGGUGGCCACCUUCAGGGUCCGGUGCCACCUCAACCUGCGCACCAUCGCCUUGGAGGGAACCAAUGUCAUCUAUAAGCCCGAAAUAGGGAAAGUGCUGAUGAAGCUUCGGAAACCCAAAAUCACAGCCUCGAUCUGGUCCUCGGGGAAAAUCAUCUGCACCGGAGCGACAAGUGAGGAUGACGCAAAGCUGGGUGCUCGCAGGUUAGCACGCGUUCUGCAGAAACUGGGCUUCAAGGUGAGGUUUUCCGCCUUCAAAGUGGUGAACGUCCUGGCCGUGUGCUCCAUGCCGUUUGGGAUCCAACUUGUAGACUUUACAAUAAAAAACCGACCCAUUGCCAGCUACGAACCAGAGCUCCAUCCGGCUGCCACGUACAGGAUCAAACACAUAAAGGCCACGGUCCAGGUGUUCUCCACUGGCAGCAUCACAGUCACAGGACCAAAUGUGCAGAACGUGGCCACGGCCGUCGAGCAGAUUUACCCGCUGCUGUUCGAGUGUCGGAAGCCGAAAGCCCUCUGCAAAUAAAAUCAAGAGUCAAAAGAAAGCGGCAACGAAGGAAAGAGAAGGCGCCAGUGUGUUCGUCCCGAGUGAGGAAGCCUUCGGAUUUGCCCGCUCGAUUUUAUGGCCGGGGCGGCGGCGGUGGCGGCAACCGACUUCCAACACGAUCAACGCCGGCCCGGAUUUUAAAGAGAAUCUUCAACGAUGCCGGUUGGAGUUUUAAAAUGUUAAUAAAAGACGCUAUUGUUCUUCUUGGGGAUUUUAAAGAGACGAAACUCGCGAGUACUUUGUUGGACGUCACACCUGUCGGGGGAUGCUGGUCGGCCCAAAAAAACGCUGGCGCACAGCAGGGCGGAGGCAUCGCCUGUGUGUUUUUUUUAAUUUUUUUUUUUUAAAUUCCUUUGAAAGUCUUCACCAUUUCAGCGCUCAGCGGUUUCGAUUUGGUUCUGUUCGGUUCUGACCCUCCUCCUCAUGCCAGACGCCGUCACACCCGCCCGCCCGCCCGCCCCCCCCCCUCCAGGAGCCUCUCCGUCCACGGGCACGAAGCUUUGGCCAGAGAAAAGGCAGCAGUCCAACCGCAGACAAAGUCCUCACUGUCCCCACGUGUACUGUUAAGUGAGCACGUGUCCUCGUGCAGGCGGACGUGUCCACCCGCGGCACACGCGCGUCCGAUUGGAACCGCUGGUUUCUCACAUUUCCUUCCAUAGUUUGGUUAGUUUGCUGUAAAUGUGUCUCUUAUUUAAUUUUCUUGUCAAUUCCUAACAAUAGUUUUCAACAUACUUAAAAGAUGAAUUUUGGUUUUUCUAGGCUGGACAGACACCCAGGACAUCGCUGUCCUAAAGGUUUCUUUUUUAACGGAAUGAAAACAUUCAAAGGGUUUAAGGGGUAUUUCAUGUUUCAGGUGGUGUGUUGAGCCGCUGAUCCCUGACUUAAGCCAGCUGCUGGCUGCUGGAUUAUCCAGAUGCCGUGUUAAGUGGACACUGGACACCCGUCAGUAGCUAGUUAGUCCCAGGCUAAAGUUGGGAUGAGGCGAGUUACGGCAUUGAGAAUUAUCGCUGGGAAUAAAGUUAUCCACGCUCAUGGAAAUUGCCGCAUAGGAACAGAAACAGAAAAAGGACGGUAAAGGUUUCAGCAGAGAACUCAAAAAUAACUGGAAUGAAUAAUGCAGCCGUUAAAUGAAGUGACACACAGUUUAAUGGCCGUUCAUUCAGCGCUGUCCCCUGUAAGGAGGCUUGGCGCUGCAUUCAUUUGAGUUUUUCUGAAGGAACAUAAAACCGUACGCAGUGUUCAAAGAGCCCGUGUUUAGAGUAUUAGCCAAGGAAAAGAAACGUCAUAGAUUAUAAUUUACCGAAACAGAAAUUUAGUGUUUUUAAAUGUAAAAAAAACCUCAUGACAGGCAACGUAGAUGUGUUGGAUCUGAAAGGCGUUGAUUAAAACGCGGUGUCUUAAGUAUGCGGGAUGGACUUUUUGAACCUGUGUGAACUGAGCAUUUGCGCCAUUUGUUCAGAAUUUUGUAUUUUGUAUAAAAAUAAAGGUUCACGGUAAAACGCCA
Molecule: messenger RNA, 2341 nt
Organism: Gasterosteus aculeatus aculeatus (three-spined stickleback)
Lineage: Eukaryota; Metazoa; Chordata; Actinopteri; Perciformes; Gasterosteidae
Gene: tbpl1
Product: TBP-like 1
Biological process (GO): DNA-templated transcription initiation
Molecular function (GO): DNA binding
Source: RefSeq, a predicted model, not a curated record